Molecule: messenger RNA, 1576 nt
Organism: Striga asiatica
Lineage: Eukaryota; Viridiplantae; Streptophyta; Magnoliopsida; Lamiales; Orobanchaceae
Source: the annotation of a GenBank genome assembly
CUUCUUUUCUACAUUACAUAAUGCUCAAUAAAUUGAGCAAUAUUUAUAGGUGAAAUAUGUACACCUAUAUUGACAUUUUUACACAAGUAGAAAAUUCAAAAUCAAAUUUGUACAAAAAGGACUUUUGUUAGUCCAUAUUUUACAACAAAAAUAUCAUUUUUUUUUCCAUUUUACCAGAUUUAAAAAAAAAUACAUCAAAAUUCCUGAAGUUGGGAUUCGAAUUUUAUCGAUUCUUCCUAUCGAUUGGGGAAAAUAAAGCUUCUUGAUUUAUAUUUACCACUUUUCUUAUUUCAGACCUUCCCUUCGCAGAUUUCUUGUCCGAUUUAAGUUUGUUUGAUUGGUGGUAAAAUGGGAGAGCUGAAGGUGGAAAAGCAUGCCAAAUACAUUUUAUCAGUUGAAAAGAGAAAAGAUGAUUUUGAAUCAGUGGUGAUGGAGCACCUACGAAUAAAUGGCGCUUAUUGGGGAUUGACUACUCUUGAUAUUUUAGGAAAGCUUGGUGUUGUUGAUCAAGAUAAGGUUGUUUCAUGGGUCAUGCAGUGCCAGCACGAAUCUGGCGGUUUUGGUGGAAAUAUAGGACAUGACCCUCAUGUAUUAUAUACACUCAGUGCUAUUCAGGUCUUAGCCCUGUUUAACAAGAUAGAUAUUCUUGAUGUUGAGAAGGUUGCCAACUAUAUUGCCAGCCUACAAAAUGAAGAUGGGUCCUUUAAUGGUGACAUAUGGGGUGAAGUUGAUACAAGGUUUUCUUACACUGCUAUAUGCUCUCUUGCAUUAUUACGUCGCUUGGACAAAAUAAAUGUGGAAAAUGCUGUAAACUACAUUGUGAGUUGCAAGAAUUUGGAUGGUGGAUUUGGAUGCACUCCUGGAGCAGAAUCUCAUGCUGGACAAAUUUUCUGUUGUGUUGGAGCCCUUGCUAUCACUGGUUCAUUGCAUCAUGUUGACAAGGAUCUCCUCGGAUGGUGGUUAUGUGAACGACAAGUGAAAUCGGGAGGUCUAAAUGGGCGGCCAGAAAAGCUUCCUGAUGUCUGCUAUUCAUGGUGGGUUCUUUCCAGUUUGAUCAUGAUCGAUAGAGUUCACUGGAUUGACAAGGAAAAACUCGUUAAAUUCAUCUUGGAUUGUCAGGAUAAAGAAAAUGGUGGAAUUUCUGAUAGGCCAGAUGAUGCGGCCUGUCUCUUCUCGAAUAUCCGGGUGUGAAAGCUAUAGAUCCAGCGUAUGCACUGCCAGUUGACGUUAUAAAUAGAAUCUUCAUAGGCAAAUAAACGUAGCCAGCUCGAAUGAAUUGUAUUGUUGUUUUACUGGUAAGUGAUGAAAUAAGAUAACUAAUGAUGAUGCAAAUAUCGUCGUGGGCAUGGUGAUUUUGUAUAAUCGUCAAUUUUUUCUUCUUCUUUAGUUUCACACUUUCACACAGGCUGACAGGCAGUUGAACUUUGAUGUUCAGUUUUAGUUGCAAUAUGGAGAUUGGUUAAUUUGAGUUACUUCGGUUGUAGUUGCAAUCCGGAGACGAAUGUAAUAAUUAAAGUUGAAUGUGAUAUAUUUUAGUAAAAUAAUAAUUGCGGAAAUGGAGAUUGUUUAAUUUAUG